AUGGAGCUCUUUUUUAUGAAAAACAUAAUUAAUAUGGACAAGAAGAAAUUGUUAAGUACGUGCUUCGGUGCAAUUGGCUCGAGAAACUUCUUUUUUGAGGCACGGGGUGGGAGCUAUAAGAAAAAGAAAAUUAAUUUCGAAAAGAGAAAGAGAUAUACCACAAAUACGCGGGGAGAGAAGGAAAAAGAAGAAAAUGGUACAAAUGGGCCAAAUGGGGAAUGUGGAUCUAACAGACCGAAUGGACAAAAGCGAGUCAAAGCGCAGAACAUAUUUUUUACGUGGAGAUGUUUAGCUGUCAAUUUGGCAUUAACACUACCAACUCUGAUAUAUCUAUACACUGCACAGAUGGAAAAAAAGGGGAAAAAAAGAGGCAUUGGUAAAACGACUGUAGAAAAUAUAGGGAAACCAUUAAUAGGAGGAAACUUUACUUUGAUUAAUCAAAAUGGUAAGAUCAUAACAAAUAAAUUUUUUAAAAAUAAAUUUUGUUUAAUUUAUUUUGGGUUUACUUAUUGUCCUGAUAUAUGUCCUCAGGAGUUAGAAAAGCAAACUAUAGUAACAGAAAAAAUUACCAACAAAUAUGGAAAUAUAAUUACUCCAAUUUUUAUUUCAGUAGAUCCAAAUAGGGACACAGUUGCACAAAUAAAUUAUUAUUGUAAGUCAUUUAGUGAAAAGUUAAUUGGUUUAACAGGUACUAAGGAACUUAUCAAGGAUGUUUCCAAGUUAUUUCGUGUUUACUACAAUGAACAUUUAACAGAGUCAACUAGUAAAGAUGUAGGAAAUGGUAAUAACAACACAAUCAAUAAGAACUAUAACUACUUAAUAGAUCAUUCAAUCAUCCAUUACCUACUUGAUACGAAUGGAAAAUUUGUCGAUUUUUUUGGAAAAAACUGCACAGUCAAUGAAAUGGUUGAAAGGAUUUCGCUUUAUAUAGAUGAAUAUCUAGCAAAGAAUAAAGUAGAGCAUGUAUGA
Plasmodium malariae is the source of this 969-nucleotide messenger RNA. Its product is annotated as Cg3 protein, putative. Gene Ontology annotation, cellular component: mitochondrial inner membrane. Bases 1 to 969 code for a protein of 322 amino acids. Gene Ontology annotation, molecular function: copper ion binding; copper chaperone activity. The transcript has a single exon. Lineage: Eukaryota; Apicomplexa; Aconoidasida; Haemosporida; Plasmodiidae. The record is from RefSeq and is a predicted model, not a curated record. Gene Ontology annotation, biological process: intracellular copper ion homeostasis; mitochondrial respiratory chain complex IV assembly.